GCGGCCAUGUUAUACAGUCCGUCGUGCAUCAAGUGCGGUCUGGGUGUAGCGGGCGGAGUGCUCUCAUAAAGGCGUGUGAGUUCGGAGCCGAUUCGCCGUGGGAAAAUGCUGGAACUGUCGAAAUUCUGGGCGGUUUGUUGCGUGUGCCUCGCGGCAAGAGUGCUCCCUAGCUAUGUGGAGGCCGUGUCCGGGACGGCGGACGUGCCGGCGGCGCACUUCGAGCCGCAGGUGGCCAUGCUGUGCGGCGACAAGGCCCAGUACCACAGCCAGUACAUGGCGGAGACGGCCCGCUGGGUCGCCGACCUGAGCAACAAGGCCGCCUGCCUCAAGGACAAGCUCGAGAUACUCGAGUACUGCAAGAAGGUGUACCCGAAACGAGACAUCACCAACAUCGUGGAGUCCAGCCACUACCAGAAGGUGUCCAACUGGUGCAAGCUGGGGCACAAGAAGUGCAAGGGCUCCCACUACGAGUGGGUCAAGCCUUACCGCUGUCUGGAGGGGCCCUUCCAGAGCGACGCGCUGCUGGUGCCGGAGAACUGCCUGUUCGACCACAUCCACAACCAGACCAAGUGCUGGCAGUUCGACCGCUGGAACGCCACGGCGGCUCAGUCGUGCCAGGAGCGCGACCUGGCGCUGCGCAGCUUCGCCAUGCUGCUGCCGUGCGGCAUCUCGCUCUUCUCGGGCGUCGAGUUCGUCUGCUGCCCCAAGCACUUCAAGGACAACGUGAAGCCUCGGAAGCCCAUCGACCUGGCGGCGCUGAAGGGCAAGCAGACGGACCUGCUGGACGAGGCGGCGGCCGACGAGGAGGACGAGGACGAGGACGAGGACGAGGACGAGGACGAGGGCGACGAGGAGGACAGCUACGCGGACGAGGAGCAGGAGGACGGCGCCGAGGGCGAGCAGGAGGAGGAUCAGCAGGAGGAGGAUGAGGAGGAGGAGGGCAGGUCGGCGACCAGCACGAGCGCCCCGCCGCCGGCCGGCGCGCCCAGCCCCAGCCCCACGCAGGCGCCCGGCACGGCUGCGGCCUCGCCCACGCCCGACCCCUACUUCACGCACUUCGACGCGCGGCUCGAGCACCAGGCCUACAAGGACGCCCAGCAGCGCCUCGAGGAGAUGCACCGGGAGAAGGUCACCAAGGUGAUGAAAGACUGGUCAGACCUGGAGGAGCGGUACCAGGACAUGCGCUCGAGCGACCCGAAGGCCGCCGAGGACUUCAAGAAGCGCAUGACCCAGAGGUUCCAGAAGACGGUGCAGGCCCUGGAGGAGGAGGGGGACGCGGAGAAGCACCAGCUGGUGGCCAUGCACCAGCAGAGGGUCAUGGCGCACAUCAACGAGCGCAAGAAGGAGGCCAUGGGUUGCUACACGCAGGCCCUCAACGACAACCCACCCAACACGCACCGCGUGCAGAAGUGCCUGCAGAAGCUGCUGCGGGCGCUGCACAAGGACCGCCACCACACCAUCUCCCACUACCGCCACCUGCUCACGUCCAGCUUCGAGCAGGCGGAGAGGGAGAAGGCCAUCACGCUCGAGCACCUCACCGACAUCGACAAGAUGGUCAAUCAGUCGCUCCAGAUGCUGGACAGGUUUCCCGAGCUGCGCACAAAAAUUGGUCAGCUUAUGGAAGACUACAUCCAGGCUCUCCGCAGCAAAGAUGAGACUCCCGGAUCUCUGCUAGCCAUGACGAGGGAUGCUGAGGCAGCCAUCUUGGAAAAGUAUAGAGCUGAUGUAGCUGCUAAACAGGAAGAGCGCGAGCGGCAGAGGCAGCUGGAGAAGCAGCGCAAGGAGCAGCGCAAGAAGGAGCGGGUGGAGCUGGAGGAGGAGAAGCAGCACGUGGAGGCCACGCUGGGCGACAGCGAGAGGUUCGACCCGGAGACGAUGGAGGACGAGCACUUGAGCAGCGCUGCCACGCCGGGCCCGGCCGUCCUGCACCACCAGGAGGUGGCCAAGGUGGCCCACGCUCAGACGCACGCCGUCAGUCACGGCGAGCCGACGUUCUCAGUGAGGCGCGAGGUGUACCACCGCGAGAGCAAGAGCGUGUACUUCACCCUGGCGUUCGCCGGCAUCGCCCUGAUGGCGGCCGUCAUCGUCGGCAUAGCCGUGCUGCGCAGGAGAAGCGCUCGUUCUCCCCACAACCAGGGUUUUGUGGAAGUGGAUCAAGCUGCAACGCCAGAAGAGCGACACGUAGCCAACAUGCAAAUCAAUGGCUAUGAAAAUCCCACGUAUAAAUAUUUUGAAGUGAAGGAGUAAAUUUUUUAGGUGAACGUAAAAGCCAUUCCUUCCACAAUAUAGCAGCUAGCCGCUAGAGUGACUUGAACGUGUGAAACCGUGUUGUUUUUACUGCUGUUUGUUUGUUUUAAUGUACAUAAAAGUGCUAUCCAUAUCCAAAUAUUUACUAUACUAAAAAUAUUUACAAUUUGAAAACAAAAAUCUGUUACUCUUAUAGCAUUAUAAUUUCUGUGUUUGGAUAAGAAGUAACCCCAACCUUUACAUGCAAUCAAGAUGUUAAUAAGUCUUGAAAGGUGGGACUAUCACAGUGUCAUGUAAUCCAAACGUACCGUAAUAGUUGUUGUGAAGGUAAUCAUGUUACAGGGGAGUUAAUGUCAUUUGUUUAAAAUAAAACUUUGUCGAAGUAAGAAGAAUCUUGCUAUGCUGUAUGAGCCAUUUAGCUAUUAAUUUCAGAUGUUUACAGAUGGUAGCAAAGAGAUUAUUUUAAACUCUACAGUUGUAGCAGCUCUUUAUUCUUUUACCCACUCUUAAAUUAAGAGGAGUCGUAGAUCAACAAAAUAAUUUCCUUAGAAAUUUCUAGUUCUAAUGGUUGCUAGCACUACCUUAGGCAGCUAUACUUAAAUGGAUGUUAUCAAUAUAUUUUCAUAUAAUAUAACAUACAUUUUUAGUUAUCAUACAAAAUUUAUGCCUUGCCUUACUAAUUAAUACAGGCAGAAUACCAAAGUUAUUAGUCUAAUUUUGCCAUUCUUUAAGCAAGAAUAGUAACUAAUUGAUUUUACAUGAAAAGCACGUUGAAACCAGCUGCUGGCAUUGCUAAAUGUGUUUUCCUUGCAUAAUGUAUAGAUGUGUGUACAGAUUUACAGAUUAUAAUUUUUUGAUAAUAAAAGUGAAUGCAAGUGGAAUGAAUAUUUUAGUGGUCCUAUCAUUGUAGGAUAGGAAACAAUUCAAUAAUAUAUAACAUAAUAUUUUACUGUCCAUUAUCUGAAAAAAACUUUUUAAUGCAGUGUUCAGAAUCCGGAAAUGCACAAUAACAUUCACAAUUCUUUGGUAAUGCAGACCAGAUGUGAUAAAACAUUUGUGCUAACCCAUUCAUUUCAUACACAUGUAUGCAUUAUUUAUACUUUCACUUAAUGAUAGUAGCAAUUCUGUGUGGCAGGACCGUAUCUUGGUACUGUAUUCUAUAAGGUUCCCACCUAUAGUUGAAUGCACUCAACAUGUGUUAACUGUUCCAUGUUCUGCGUUCCUUGUGUUCACCCCCAUGUGUUUUUGUCAAGUUUGUACUUUGUAGACAUCAAUCUGUAGUAUGUGAAUCAAAGGCAUUUCUGUGGUAUAUGCUUUAUGCUAAUUAAUAGUAGCGUAAAAAAAAGUAAAUUAUUUAGUUGGUAAUGACAUUAAUAUUUUGCACUUUAACUUUUAAAGUUACUUUGUUGUAUGUACAGGUAUAUUAUGAUGUAAUACUUAAGCAAAAGAGAUACUAAUUUUUUUUUGUAAAAAUCAUAACUUAACUACCACGUAAAUUCAGAUAUAAAACUGAACAUAUUUGAAGAGUUACACAUGCUUGUAAUACUCAAAUGUUGUAAUUUUGUGAUAUGUUUUAAAUGUUUUAGUGUUUUAUGUAGUUGAGUUUUGUGGUACAUGGACAACAAAUAUUGUAUAUGUAUACAGUGAAUAUAGCUAACUAGAGAUUAGGAUAGGAAUAAAUAUCUUAUUGAUUUUAUGAAUAUGGAAAAAAGGGUGAAAAUGCCAUGCAAGAUUUGUUUGCAAACUCUUAACUUGAAAUACUUACAUGUAUGUGUGUUGUACAGUAUGUAAGUAACCAGUAUUUUCAACCUGAUUCUAAUGUUCUCUCUUGUGUCUUGCUCUGUCUGCGUAUGUCUGGAAAAAUUAUCUUUAAAAAUGUGCUUUUUGAAUAUUUAGACAGUCAUUCCUUACCCAAUUUAACAUUAAAUCACAAAUGGAUUUUAAGACAGAGAAGCAACGUUCAAAAAUUGACUGAAUAAAAUAGAGCAACUACUUUUACAAUGACCACAGAGAACAAGGAUAUGUCCAGCUGGCUUAAGAUUGGGUGUGAAAUUAUCUUUCAUCAUCAAUAUUGCUUCUCUGUCUUUAAAACCAAAGAACCAUAUUGAAUGCCAACCAAAAUUGUUAAGAUAAUACAUGCAAGGCAGCUUGAUAAGUUUUUCUUUAAAACUAUAUUUAAUUAUAUAGCUGGCACAAAUGUAAGUGUAUCCUGACUGGAAAGUGUACGAGAUAAUCCUAAUAACUAUUUUAUAGUAAUAUAAAGGGAUUUGUCAGAAAACAGGAAAUAAGAAUUAUAUUCAGUAUUCAACAGUACAACUUAUUAGAGUGUUACGGAAAAUAUGAAUAAGUAACGUCAUAAACCGGAAACUACAAUAUGAUGCCUAGUUAAAAUUCUGUAUUCUGCGACUUUAUGCUGAAGUAUUCACGUGGAAAAUACAGUUUAUAUGCAGCAUUUAAAAAAAGUAUUGUAAAGUUAACAUAACUUGCCUGUUUCUCGAGAUGUCUUCACGAGCUCCAGGGCAUGGGAGUCGUUUGACCAGACGUCCCCAGGCAGGACGGACGUGCUGGGAAGAUGGCGGAGAUCGCGCGAGACUUGGUGACUCUCUGUGAGAUGGCUGUCCUCUUGUGUGGUUGUCGCUCCAAGCUGUGGUUGGCAUCCCGCACAUGUUCACGGUGUAUUUUUCUUUCCUCUCUUUUGCAGCACCCGCAGGAUAUAUUGUGUUCCGUGGCCAUUGUAACACUACUAACAAUAAAAUUAAUUUAAUAA
Bacillus rossius redtenbacheri is the source of this 5014-nucleotide messenger RNA. It is a transcript of the gene Appl, whose product is annotated as amyloid-beta-like protein. The transcript has 11 exons. Lineage: Eukaryota; Metazoa; Arthropoda; Insecta; Phasmatodea; Bacillidae. Gene Ontology annotation, biological process: central nervous system development; axonogenesis. Gene Ontology annotation, cellular component: membrane; neuronal cell body; neuron projection. The coding region runs from base 106 to 2247 and encodes 713 amino acids. Gene Ontology annotation, molecular function: transition metal ion binding; heparin binding. The record is from RefSeq and is a predicted model, not a curated record.